AUGAAAAAGAAAUUGGUAAAAUUGUUUUUGUUGUUAUGUUUGUUAUCUGGUUGCCUAUUUUUAUAUGCUAUUAAUAAAACAAAAUAUGAUAAACGUAGGUUCGAGGACAAUGUGACUUUUAAAAAUAACGGAUAUACAAUGCCAACAACCUCUCAAAUUAAGGAUAGAGUUAUCAUAUCUUUUGUAGUUUGUGAUUCAAGAUUUACUGAAUCACUGAAUGUAAUUAAAUCUAGUUUGAUUUUCACUAGUACACCACUGUAUUUUAUAAUAUUUACCGACGAUAAAUUAAAAAGCAACUUUAGUUUGACUUUGAACGAGUGGAAGGAUGUUUUAGGCGAUAAAUUGGACUUUGAACUGCACAAAAUUAACUUUCCUGAAGCACACAGUGAAGAAUGGCUUAAUUUGUUCAGUAAAUGUGCUGCACAGAGGUUGUUUAUUCCGAAACUUAUUCCACACAUUGAUGCAAUGAUAUAUGUGGACACGGACUCUCUAUUCUUAGGCCCACCGCAACACCUAUGGGAUCAGUUUUCUAGGUUCAAUGCAACUCAGAUAUCUGCUAUGUCUCUCGAAGAUGAUAAUCCUAAUGUGUCUUGGUAUCCUCGAUUUGCUAAACAUCCAUUUUAUGGCAAAUAUGGGUUGAAUUCUGGGGUGAUGCUCAUGAAUUUAACAAGGAUGCGUGAUUUUGGAUGGGUGGACUAUGUGACGCCCAUAAUGUUGAAAUAUAAACUUUACAUACCUUGGGGUGACCAGGAUAUAAUCAACAUAAUAUUCCACUACCACGAAAAAGCGGUGUAUGUACUAUCCUGCAGAUAUAACUACAGGACAGACCAGUGCAUGUAUGGGGAUGCUUGCUCUGAUGCUACAAAAGAUGGAAUUUUUAUUUUACACGGCAGUCGGAGGGCGUUUCACAAUCACAAACAACCGGCGUUUGAGGCUGUGUACCGAGCUGUCGAGGAAUAUAAGAUUGGGAGUGACCCAAGAAUUGUACUGGAGAAGAUGAAAGAAUACCUUGAGGUGGCCCCGGAAUCUAAUUGUGGAAAUUUGAAAGACGCAUUCUUAAAAGUACCAAGACAUACUUUGGCCGGCUCGAACGAGAAACCCGACAGAUAA
This is a messenger RNA of Leptosia nina, 1110 nucleotides long. NCBI's taxonomy places the organism in Eukaryota, Metazoa, Arthropoda, Insecta, Lepidoptera, Pieridae. The record is from the annotation of a GenBank genome assembly.